UACCUGGUAUUCUUGUGCGUGAACCUGAGGUUUGUCUUGUGAAUGGCAGUGCAUGAGAUGGUCAUAGACAAUCGAUAGUUUGAAUCAUUUCCAACGGUACAUUGUCUACUUCCCUACUACAGUACCACAGAGUGCCUGCAGAGCGGCUGACGCAUGGAAAACCUAUAGAGACGCCGAAGACGGUUUCGGUAUUGCCUUCAGACCAACAGUUAUUUUUAUUAUGUGACUGCUGCGUAUCAAGAGAUCGAGAAGAAGGGGGCCGCUCGUCAGAGGAGGAUCCAGCUGAACAAGAUUUAAAUGGAGGGAGAAGAGAAGUUUCAGAAAGAGAAAGCAGAGAGCCAUGAAGAUUCCAAGGCCAGUCUUGCGCUCGAACGCGAAAACAAAUGAAAAAUGAUUCUCUUCCUCAAGGAGAAAUCCCGCCUGUGUCUCGUACACUUACCUGUGCCUGGCAAUUAAUGUCAGGGGUGACGUGGAACCGGCACGGUGCGGCCCUGAAGGAAGUGACACCGCGGACGGGAACGGACACUUAAAAUCCAGCGUGCCGCGCGAGUGCAACACAAUGCCGUCGAAAGUCUCGUGCUUCUACGUCCUGACGGUCGUUUGCUGGGCGAGCGCUCUGUGGUACCUGAGCGUGUCGCGCCCGACGUCCUCCUAUGCGGGGCAGAUCUCGGUGCCCGUGCGCAAGGCCGCCAAACCGAAGAACGCCACCUUCGGCAACAUCCGGACGCGGCCGCUGAACCCGCACGCCUUCGACUUCGUCAUCAACGAGCCGGGGAAGUGCGAGAGCGCCGCGCCGUUCCUCGUCAUCCUCAUCAGCACCACGCACAAGGAGUUCGACGCGCGGCAGGCCAUCCGCGAGACCUGGGGCGACGAGAGCGCCUUCGGCGACGUGGGCGUGGUCACCCUCUUCCUGCUGGGCCGGAACACCGACGCCGUCCUCAACCAGAUGGUGGAGCAGGAGAGCCAGAUCUUCCACGACAUCGUGGUGGAGGACUUCGUCGACUCCUACCACAACCUCACCCUCAAGACCCUGAUGGGCAUGAGGUGGGUGGCCACCUUCUGCUCCAAGGCCAAGUACGUCAUGAAGACCGACAGCGACAUCUUCGUCAACAUGGACAACCUGGUCUACAAGCUCCUCAAGCCCGCCACCAAGCCCCGGAGGAGGUACUUCACGGGGUACGUGAUAAACGGGGGCCCCAUCCGGGACGUGCGCAGCAAGUGGUACAUGCCUCGAGACCUGUACCCCGAGAGCAAGUACCCGCCGUUCUGCUCGGGCACGGGGUACGUGUUCUCGGCGGACGUGGCCGAGCUCAUCUACAAGACGUCGCUCCACACCCGGCUGCUCCACCUGGAGGACGUGUACGUGGGGCUCUGCCUGCGCAAGCUGGGCAUCCACCCCUUCCAGAACAGUGGCUUCAAUCACUGGAAGAUGGCCUACAGCCUCUGCAGGUACCGCAGGGUGAUCACCGUGCACCAGAUCUCACCCGAGGAAAUGCACAGGGUCUGGAACGACAUGUCCAGCAAAAAGCACCUCCGGUGUUAAGGCCCUGCCGGGGGGGGGACCCUUCCUCAUUUUGUACCCGACGCCGAGGCAUCAUCACGGGCCUGCAUCGCACAAUCCCUGGUUACUUUCAUUUGACGGCUGCUGUUAAGUGAUCCCAUCCACCGAUACGGAAAUAGUCCAUGUCCAGUCCAGGCAGUCCUACUUACCUUUCUGCACUUAAAUCAAGGGGAAAUUGGAAAUAGUAUUUUAAUGCUCAUUCUGAAAUAAAGCAGAGAACCAACAAGCUGCAGCAGCAGCAAUCAGUUGAAUUAACUGAUCCAACAGGCAUUCUCAAAGUAGUACUAUUGGUGUGCUCUCCUGCAACAUGCGAGUACAAUUCCUUUGUUUAAGUGUGAGGUUUACAGGUUUUCUGGUUGGAAUGGAAGACGUGGAAUGACAGGCACUAUUUCUUUUUCAGUGUAAAAAUCCAGGCUUGUGCUAUAAGCCAAGGGCUCAUACGUUGUUUUGGUAGUAUGUGUCACCCAUAUUUAAAGAAUACCGCUUAGAAAGAAAUGCUUCAGUGUAGAUCACAAUUUAGCACAAACUGGUGUACCGGUGCAACCAACGGGAUUUUUCUGCAAUUCAAGGCCACGGGUGAAUGUCAUUAAACCUGUCAUAUAAAAACAUAUACAGAACAGUAUCUUUGUUGAAUGUACAGUAGUAUAAACAUGUUUAAGACAAUGUUGUAAGAUGAUGAUUAUCAUCCUUGUUGCUCAGUGUUCAAGAUCAGUUGUGUAAAUCUAUCAACAGAUGCUUAAUUCAUGUGAAGUGUCCUGGAUUUUUUAAAUAUAUAUUUGUGGAAAUUGAAAUCCAUUUUUGCCGAAUCAAAUUAUCUUAAAGAGUUUUUAGAUUUUUUUUUUUACUUUCAUGAAUUGAUGUUAUUCUUUUGAAUCAUAUCUGAUUUGGUCUGCAUUUUGUGUGUCUAUACUUUUUUGAAGAAGAACACUUGUAUGCAUAAAUAGGCAUACUGUACUUAUUAUGCUCUACAAAUGAUCUAAAGCAACCAUUUACCUUCCUAAGUGAAUGUAUUUUUUGUGUAUGUGAUGUAUCAAUCUUCAGUCAAUAACUGCUAAUGAAAUUAUUACAAAUUCAUACAUUUUCCUGAAACAGGGACAUAUGUUACAACUGCUGCAUUCUCUAGGAGUUUACUUUAAAAAUGGAUAAUUUUUUUUAUUCUUCAGUAUUAUGACCUGUUGCCAUAUUUUACUGUGAAAGAGAAGAUAAACAACUGACUAUCCUAAAGAGGAUUAUAUUAAUGUACAGUAUGUCAUUUUUACAUUAAAAAUAUACAUACUUGUGAAUUA
Messenger RNA from Anguilla anguilla (European eel), 2847 nucleotides. RefSeq names its product beta-1,3-galactosyltransferase 1. Gene Ontology annotation, molecular function: N-acetyl-beta-D-glucosaminide beta-(1,3)-galactosyltransferase activity. The coding region runs from base 560 to 1543 and encodes 327 amino acids. Gene Ontology annotation, cellular component: membrane. The transcript is spliced from 4 exons. NCBI's taxonomy places the organism in Eukaryota, Metazoa, Chordata, Actinopteri, Anguilliformes, Anguillidae. The record is from RefSeq and is a predicted model, not a curated record.